Cercocebus atys (sooty mangabey) is the source of this 3448-nucleotide messenger RNA. RefSeq names its product ethylmalonyl-CoA decarboxylase 1 (gene ECHDC1). The coding region runs from base 1367 to 2272 and encodes 301 amino acids. NCBI's taxonomy places the organism in Eukaryota, Metazoa, Chordata, Mammalia, Primates, Cercopithecidae. Gene Ontology annotation, cellular component: cytosol. Gene Ontology annotation, molecular function: enoyl-CoA hydratase activity. The transcript has 7 exons. Gene Ontology annotation, biological process: fatty acid beta-oxidation. The record is from RefSeq and is a predicted model, not a curated record.
CCCUUUCUCCUUUUAAAAGGCCCCUUUAAAAACGCCCAGGUCACCUGUGCACAAAUCGAAAUAGUGCUCAGCUCUUUCCUGUCAGUAGUUAACAGAACAAAUGUCUUCACCGCUUUAACGUCCAGCUGCGCUUAUCUUUGACAUCGACUACCUAAGGUCUACCCUUAGUCCCACGACUCUGACAAAACGAUCUCAAUAUUGGCGUAAAAUGACCUCCCCUUUCAAGGAUCUUCCAAAGCACUUCCUGUCUGAGGCAUACAAAAUGUAUUGGCACGGAAUUUUACACUUAUUGAGCUUUAUAAACACCUCGUCACAUCCACACAUUCAGGACACACACUAGGUAUUCGGGUAAAAACAAAAAACAAACAAACAAAAACACAAAAAAAUUGGCUAAAUACCCAUUCCCCUCAAUAACUCGGAUGAGAUAUCUAAAAAGGGUCGACCUUCGGUACCUUUCUGUCCUCUCCCCUCUCGCUGUUUGCCUACACUGGCUUCCUUGCCUCCCCUUUUUCCCACGUUUAUCGGAGCCAAAACAAGCACGGUUCAGCAGCCUCCUUUCCCAGCCCUAACCCUGUGCUGCAAAAGCGAAAAUUCCAAGCCAAGAACAAUACGAGACCGCCCACCCGGGCUCACUCGCGACACUAGGGGGAGCGAUACGGCUGCAGGAAAGGGGGAGCCUCGCGGCAGAGGCGGGAUUUCCGGGGUCACGGGAACCGGCAGGGGAACAGGAUAAAGUCCUCAGAGAAAGGAAAAGGAGCGUGGGAUAGUAAAGGCGGCGACGCGAAGAGGAGGGGACAUACAGGAACGGAGGACAGGCGCGGAGGAAGUUCCCGGGGGGAGCAGAAACAAAGGCACGCAAAGCGGAAGAGCGUGUGUAAGGUAGCGGAAAAGGAAGUCACCGCCGCGGCCUGCGGGGCUACGAGGUCGUAAGGGUUGGCCUUAGCGCUUCAGUUUAGUGUUGUUAGUGGGAGAAUCCUAAAAUGUCGCCGUGGAAUGGACUGUAGCGCUCGCUUCUCCAAACGUGUCCCAGACGGCGAGCCUCGCCGGCUCUGCGGCUUGUCCCUUGUAAGCGCCGCGCAGGCCUGCCACCUGCUGGACGUGGAGACGCGGUGCUAAGCGCCACGGGCCGACUGUACGCCGGGCGGGGAAGAAGGGCUCGGGGAAGAGAUGAAUCGGUCUUCGCAGAGCGCGCCGGGAGAUCGCGAGAUUACACUUUCAAAAGCAUAAGGAGGCUUGCUUUCUACACACUUUAAUUUCGGAGUACGUUCGAGGCCCUGUGCUAAGUUAGUGGCUUGGUAGUGAGCUGCUCAGCUGCACCGAAUCUUCUUUGUGGUGGGGCUGCGGGCUGCAAGACAUCCUGCUUGAAAUGGCAAAAAGUCUUUUGAAGACAUCUUCUCUGUCUGGAAGGACAAAAUUGCUACAUCAAACAGGAUUGUCACUUUAUAGUACAUCCCAUGGAUUUUAUGAGGAAGAAGUGAAAAAAAAACUUCAGCAGUUUCCUGGUGGAUCCAUUGACCUUCAGAAAGAAGACAGUGGCAUUGGCAUUCUUACUCUGAACAAUCCAAGUAAAAUGAAUGCCUUCUCAGGUGUUAUGAUGCUACAACUUCUGGAAAAAGUCAUUGAAUUGGAAAAUUGGACAGAGGGGAAAGGCCUCAUUGUCCGUGGGGCAAAAAAUACUUUCUCUUCAGGAUCUGAUCUGAAUGCUGUGAAAUCACUAGGAACUCCAGAGGAUGGAAUGGCCGUAUGCAUGUUCAUGCAAAACACCUUAACAAGAUUUAUGAGACUUCCUUUAAUAAGUGUUGCGCUGGUUCAAGGUUGGGCAUUGGGUGGAGGAGCAGAAUUUACUACAGCAUGUGAUUUCAGGUUAAUGACUCCAGAGAGUAAGAUCAGAUUUGUCCACAAAGAGAUGGGCAUAAUACCAAGCUGGGGUGGCACCACCCGGCUAGUUGACAUAAUCGGAAGUAGACAAGCUCUCAAAGUGCUGAGUGGGGCCCUUAAACUGGAUUCAAAAUACGCUCUACACAUAGGAAUGGUUGAAGAGGUCUUGCAGUCUUCAGAUGAAACUAAAUCUCUAGAAGAGGCACAAGAAUGGCUAAAGCAAUUCAUCCAAGGGCCACCGGAAGUAAUCAGAGCUUUGAAAAAAUCUGUUUGUUCAGGCAGAGAGCUAUAUUUGGAGGAAGCAUUACAGAAUGAAAGAGAUCUUUUAGGAACAGUUUGGGGUGGGCCUGCAAAUUUAGAGGCUAUUGCUAAGAAAGGAAAAUUUAAUAAAUAAUUGGUUUUUCGUGUGGAUGUACUCCAAGUAAAGCUCCAGUGACUAAUAUGUAUAAAUGUUAAAUGAUGUUAAAUAUGAACAUCAGAAUUACUUUGAAGGCUACUAUUAAUAUGCAGACUUGUUUUUAAUCAUCUUUUGAAUAUCUGAACUCAUUUACCUCAUUUCUUGCCAGUUAUUCACUUGGGUAUUUACUGCAUAAUCUGGAACAUUUAGCUAAAAUAUACACUUUUGGCUUAAAAAUUAUUGCUCUCAAUUCCAAUAAUAAUUCUUAGCUUAUAAGCAAAGAGCAGUGUUUAAAAGGAGAGCUUCUAUACAAAACCUAUUCCUGGUGUUACUUUUCAUAAAAUUUUGUCUUACCUGUCUUACCUGGAAAUAAUUUACCAAAAUAAUGAGUAUUGCUAUUAAAGAGCAAAAGUGGGGAGGGAUCAGGGAACAAGAAAACAAGAAAGGAUAUGAUCAAUUAUUUUCUUCUGCUCCAAACAGCCAGAGUAAAAUUCAUGGGAAAUGGCCCUUAAUUUAAAAAAAGAUGUACCUCACUACCCACUACAAAUUUGGAACUUUAUUUGAUCUUUUCAAUAAUUAGUUUUCUGUUAUAAAUUAUCUACUAAACAGUGGUAGCCAUGACAUGGAAAGUCAACUGAUUUUACAAAUUGAACAUUCAUUUGUGUGCCCUGGAAUUUCCAACUAGUAAUAAACAACUACUGUUGAUGUAGUUUUAAAAUUAAAACCACUCGAAGGGACUCAUGAAGCAUCUUGCAACAUAAAUUUGCAUUUUUACAUCAGAUUUCUUUUUUUUUCCUGAAAAACAACUAACCUUUUAUAACUGUCUUUCAAAAGUAAACGUAAAAAUGCACAACAUAAAAUGUUUAUGAUCAUCCCAGAAAUACACUUUUUAAAAAAUGUGAAAGUCCAAGAAUUAAGUUCUAGUUCUGACUCAUCACAAGAGGUCAAAAGUAUUUGCUACUGUAACAUUCAAUUCACAUUUGAGAAUCAUGGUAAAAAUAACUUGCAUUUGCCUUAUACAUGAUCCUACUGUUGAGUUCGGAAAAUAUGGUUAGACAGACUCACGUUACUUUUUUUCAGAGGUAAAUUCUAGAUUACUGUGUCAACCUAAUAUUUUCUAUUUGGCCAUAGAUGUAAAAUCUACCAAAUAAAAGUGGAUUUUGUGGUCUACAA